AUGGAAAAAAUUCCAAGACCAGUGCUUUCUGAUAUCCUCAGUCAAGUUGGUCCAAUUGAUCAAGUUAUUAAUUUAUCAUUCGUUUGCAAAUACUGAAAGGGAAUAAUUGCUAGCUGAAACCAUGAGCUAACUUUCCAAAAUAUUGCCUACGAUAAAGUAAAGUAUUGAUUGCGUCGAUCAUAUAUAAAAAGAGUGUUAACAAAUCAAUUUUUGAAGGCAAAAUGAAAAUUAGCUUCUCUUGACCUUAGAAGUGUGAAGAUAGAUGAGAGGACUUUAGUUAAUUUAAUCAUAGCUCAACCAAAUCUUAGAAAACUUAAUUUGACAAAUUCUCUUAUCAAUUUGAAAAAGCUUUUCUGCUUGCUUAAACGUAAAAAAUCUAAAUACUAUAAAACCCAUCAAAUAGAAAUUUAUAUCAAGCUUGAAGAACUAAUUUGAAUAAACUUAAAUGGCAGCUGUGUGAACCUUUAUAAAGUAUUAAACUGUUUCCCGGGUCUAAAGAAAUUAAAUAUUGCAAACUCCAACUUAUCAUUACCAUUUUUCCAUUUAAUAAUUGAAAACUUUAGAAAUCUAAGGUUUCUAGAAGCUUCACCUGAUAAUCUAGUGAUCAAUAAAUACAGUUUAGAAAAAACCAAAAUUUACUUAGAACGCUCUAGCUUAAAAUUUUGGCUGACAAAUACUCUUGAAGGUUGAUCUCAAUCGUAUAAAUAAAAUGGCGUGAUUAAUCAGCGCUUUUUCUUCUAAUCCUAGCAGAUGGCUUAAAAGCACUGGGGACCUUCAGAAAGAUAAAAUGUCCUUGAUAAUGUUAUCUGGCCAGAUUUUGGCUAAUGUGGGUCAACCCAGGGCACAUCCAGAUUAGUCCUUUUCUUCUCAUAGAGGCAGAAAGAGCCUAGCAAUACCUAAAGCAGCCAUAAACCAAUCGGACUAUUCUCUUGCGCAAUACUAUGCUUUGCAUCCUGGGUUAUGAUUUACACCAAUGACAAGAAAAUUCGAUUUUUCUAAUUUCUUGAAACUAAUCCAAGUUGACGCCAAGAAUGAUGGCUAAUUCCGCCAGAUGAGUUAACUUCUGAAUCAGCAUCAGAGGGCCUAAAAUGAAGUAAAGAUAAAUACCCUUCAAGAUUUACAGGGAGCUUUUCGAUAAUCUAAUUAAGUUAAGUUAAAGGCUGAUCUCAUAAUCCAUUUUCAGGCAAUAAAAUAUCCAUCUAUAAUUAUGAUGCUUUCUCUGUAGGACAAAUUGAUUUGGAAACAGUGCAAAAUUGAUUAAAACUUGGAGGAGACAUAAAUUCAUGCUAUAAACUCAUUUAUAAGCUGAUAGAAUAUUACGAUGAUGAUUUUCUUAUUGAAAUCUUCCAAAUAUUUAUAAACAAUGGACUGGAUAAAUGAUACCAUAAAUGCUUUGAUAAUUGCAAUUUUUUUUAUUAUGCAGCAAUAAGCAAAAAAUCAAAGUUUUUCUGGUAUCUUAUGGAUAACAAUUUUAAUUUAGCUUGCUGCAAAAAAUGUAAUAUCUUUAGGUUCCCAGAAAUUAUUGAAGAACUUUUAAUUUACCCUACCAAAAAUAUACCCAAUCUUCCGGAUGAAAAAUUAUAUGAAGCUGCACAAUAUUUUAUGAUAAAUAAUAAAGAAAACAAUUUAUUAACUCUAAUUGAACUUAUGAGUUACAAGAGCGCUGGCUCGAAGGAGGAAAAUUUAAUUCAAAGAUUAAAGCAACAUUCCCUAAAGCGGAGCCUAUUUUUAGUGCCGAAUUAUUGAACAUAUAUUUUUGAACUUUUCAAAGUAUCAGAAAUUGAGCCACUCAUAUCUCUCGCAGCUAUGCAUGAAAAUAAAAAUUUAAUAAAACGGCUAAUCCAGGCUGGGUUCAAUAUUAAUGCUAGAGAUAGUGCUGGAAACAUUGCCCUUUACUAUGCUGCUAAGCAUGGGAAAUUUGAUAUUGCGGAAUAUUUAUUAAAAAAAGGUGCAGACAUAAAUUAUGACUUAUCAACUAGUGAGCUUUAUGGUUCUCAACUAAAAUUAACUAUUGAUGGAGGAAAAGUGGAGUCUAUUUAUUAUCUAAUUAACUCAAUAUCUGAUCUAUAA
Messenger RNA from Blepharisma stoltei, 2070 nucleotides. Lineage: Eukaryota; Ciliophora; Heterotrichea; Heterotrichida; Blepharismidae. The record is from the annotation of a GenBank genome assembly.